Molecule: messenger RNA, 1836 nt
Organism: Fusarium odoratissimum NRRL 54006
Lineage: Eukaryota; Fungi; Ascomycota; Sordariomycetes; Hypocreales; Nectriaceae
Exons: 3
Coding region: 1-1836 (611 amino acids)
Source: RefSeq, a predicted model, not a curated record
AUGACUAUUCAGCCAUAUCCCGAGAGCGAGCGACAUUGCAUAAGCCCUUAUGGACCAUCGCAGCCUUGUCUUCAGUAUACGAGAGAGCUCCGCUUUGAUCCUGGUGUCGACGCAGACCCGAAACGAUGUAUCCAUGCGAGUGACUGGCUUGGUUACAUGGGCAACUGGGCCGAGAAAGUCCCCCUUCAUCAGUAUACUUGGGAGGCUAGGGGCGAUAGCUUUGGGCUUGAGGGUGGAAAGCUUCUUCGCGUGAAGUUUGAGUGUCUUGCGCAGAGGGCUGUGAUAUUGCUUAACCGUUUCAAGGACGGGCAACUCGAAUCUUUCAGUUGGAACUAUACAUCGUGCAUACCCUCUGAGAUUCUCGAGAUUCUGAGUCUCAAGCAUUCCUCCAUCCAGAGUCUUAGCCUCGUCACGGACCCUUUCUGUAGCCGAUUCAACCGCUGGAGCCGAACAGCUGACAUAGACCUCUCGGCAUUUCAUAACCUUCGACGACUCAUCUGGAAAGCACCUAUGGGUUGUCAUUUUGACAACAUUGCUAACCUUGUUAAGGCCAAUGCGAGGCAGUUGGAGGAACUGGAAUUGGAGCUGCAGGGCUGGUCUCAAGAUCGAGAGAGUCGCGAGUCCACGGUGAUUCAUCACGAAGAUAACCCUGAAGUAUGGGAUAAGAUACCAGCAAGUACUAUGCUUUCUCGGCAGAUGUUUGGUCUGCAGGAGGCUGCUUCGGAAGCAGCUGAGCGGACAUGCUUUCCGAACUUGCGGAGUCUAAAAUUCACCCGGGUCCCUUUGAGAGAUGAGAACACUGGUAUACAGGUCACAGCUUCUUCCAUUAACCUUAAUGCUCUCAGGCAUCUGUCGUUGAGGAUGUGCGCGUACUGGAUGCCCUUCCUAUCUAGCAUCAUGGAAUCACAAACGCCACUUCAACUCAAUACUCUCGAAAUACUGGACUUCUGCCUGGAUACGCCGCACGAAACCGCAAAGAGCAAAGCCGCCACCAUCACUGAAUUUAUCGAUUCCUUCAAGGGACUCGAAGAACUUACCGUUAGUAUAUGCGGUCCGACGUCAUCUCUUCAGUUCUGGGAACAUGUCGCGGGCCAUGCGGCAAGUCUGAAAAGAUUUGUGUAUCAUCAGAGGAUCACGGACCAGGAUGAAGAGCUGUUGAACUCACGCUUGGGUAGAGAUUCAUCGGAUUUAGGGAUAUCGUCUGAGGACCGAAACUGUAUCCGGAAAGACCCUUCACAGAAUCCGCUUUCGAGACUCAACCUAGAUUUCAUUGGGUUGACAUGUGCACCGAAGUACCUUAAAGACAUUCUGCUUCCCUUCGUGUCCAAGCGGUCACUGAAAGUGCUUCACAUUCGACACACAGGAAUGAGUUCAGGUCCCAGUGCAUCCUGGGUCUUCAAUCACGCCCUAGAACUCAAGAUCACUGAAGGAGAGAAUGAAGGCGUGCCCAUCGACGACAAAACAAAGGCAGGCAGCUCACUCAACGGCGAUGCCGAAGAACAUGUUCGUCUUAGCCUCGAAGAGUUCGCAACCGCUGUGAGAGAGAGAAGAGAGUGGAAAACACCACCUUUGCAACAAAGCUUCCGAGAGUUUGCGAACUGGGCCUUUGGUUCAAAUGGGAUUAAGUCCCUAGAAUAUAUUGUCUCGGGUGACCUCUCUCAUGGGAAUAGGUAUUCGGCUAACAACGCCUUGAUAUGCAGAGUGGUAGGAGGGGAGAGGAGAUAUCGUGUCAUCAGUCAGGAGCGCGGAGGGCCGGAGUGGCGAGAUGUGAAGAGCAGAUAUGGAAGUGCAUUGGAGGCAUGUCCGGUUGAGAAUAUUGUUCCCGAGUACAACUAG